UACAGUUCACAAACAGACAAAAGCGACAUAGGAAUAGGGCGAGAUCGUAUCGAUAAGGAGAGAGAGAGAGCUGAAUGGUCAGAGAUCGCGUCGAUCCUUCAAAUUCUGUGAACGAGUUUGUGAACAAGUGCGAGGAGGAUAGUGCGCGUGCUCGAGACAAAGAGGAUCGUGCGUUCUUUUUUUUUGGACCAACAGAUUAUUUGGUAUUUUCGUUUUCGUCGAGGAGAAGAGAAUGGCGGGUUUGUUCACCACGUUGCUCGUGUUGUGCGCUCUGAACGCGAUCCUGAUGCCGGAUACGAUUUACGCCAGACCACCCUCCUUGCUUAGCAGGCAAAGGCGGAUAUCGGAUCAAAAGCUCGCCGAGAUAGAGACACUUAUCGGAUUGAACGAGAUGAAGGGGAUGGUGAAGACGGUUCCAGUCGGGUUCGGUGCGUUUGAUCUGAAGAAGAUAGGUCGCAGAAGAAGAUCCGCGAUCAAUAACAAACUUGAAACUUUGCAACGUAUCAUGCAAAUCAUUAAUGACAAUCCUGAAUUGCUCGACGAGGAUAACAUUCUUUCGUCACCAGUGAAAUUAAAGGAGAGUCGUCAAAGAGAGAACGACGAAUAUUCACUUAUUUAAUUUCGAAACACGAAAAUCGCGCUGGAUCACAGGGCAAGUACGAAGACAGGGUCGAGAGAACGAGGAAUAAUGAAGAAAAAAAAGAAGAAGAAGAAUAAAAGACAAAAAAAAAUAAACGAAGAAAAAACAAAGAAGAAAAGGUUUAAGAAAGCAAGAAAAAAAAAAGAAAAAUAUUAUACGCGAUCUCUCGACCCUAAAAACCGCCUACAAACAGUAUUACGGACUGUCCUCCGUCCGAAAUUAAAAAACCUACUAGGAUAACUAAGUAAUUAAUCACGAAAUAUAUAAGAGAAGAAGAUGACGAAAGAAAUUCCUAUUAAAUCGUAUUCGAUAAGUAUUUAUCGAUUUCCAUGUCGAUCGUGAUUUAAUUCGAUUUUUAUUCGUUCCUGAACAUCUGCCAUUUUCGUUAUUUAUUUAUUUAUAAUUUAUUUUAUUUUAGCAUAGCGUAUAAUUUAUUUAUUAUUUAUCGAUCUUAGAUUAUAUUAUUCGACUAUUAUUAUUCUUAGACUGUUAUUUCGAUUCUUCUCGAAGCGAAACGUACUGUACACCGUAGAAUUAAUUUUAGGAGGGGAAAUUUUUUUAAAUAAUUGAUCCAAAUAGUAAAAAAAUUCAAAUUUACAAACAACAUUACAAACAUGUUGUAAAAAAGAAACUAAAACUCGAGCAA
This is a messenger RNA of Apis cerana (Asiatic honeybee), 1286 nucleotides long. RefSeq lists its product as uncharacterized. The record is from RefSeq and is a predicted model, not a curated record. NCBI's taxonomy places the organism in Eukaryota, Metazoa, Arthropoda, Insecta, Hymenoptera, Apidae.